Molecule: messenger RNA, 225 nt
Organism: Protopolystoma xenopodis
Lineage: Eukaryota; Metazoa; Platyhelminthes; Monogenea; Polystomatidea; Polystomatidae
Source: the annotation of a GenBank genome assembly
AUGGAGCGAACAGAAUCGGUCUCGGAGAUAUGCAUAAAAACUGGGUUUCGUUCGACAGCCACCAAGAGCCGGAUUGCCGGAGAGGAGAACCGGAUUCGACUGGUUGGCCCCUUGCACGGAAAGCCAUUCAGUCCGCGGCGACGUUCACUUCUUUCAGCCUCCUUCUCAUCUGCAAAGUGUCGUGAGCAAUGGCAAGGGUAUAGGAUACGCAGUCACUGCCUUUGA